Molecule: messenger RNA, 942 nt
Organism: Aaosphaeria arxii CBS 175.79
Lineage: Eukaryota; Fungi; Ascomycota; Dothideomycetes; Pleosporales
Product: 60S ribosome subunit biogenesis protein-like protein NIP7
Exons: 7
Coding region: 46-603 (185 amino acids)
Biological process (GO): ribosomal large subunit biogenesis; ribosome assembly
Cellular component (GO): nucleus; preribosome, large subunit precursor; nucleolus
Molecular function (GO): RNA binding
Source: RefSeq, a predicted model, not a curated record
UCAAAGCAUACGAACUUCCUCUACUCAUAGGUGCUACUAAUCAACAUGAGGCCGCUUACAGAAUCCGAGACGAAGACUCUCUUCGAGAAACUCGCAACGUAUUGCGGCAAGGGAAUCCAAAAUUUAAUCGAUGAUCCAAAUUCGAAAUCCGAUCGCAUGGUAUUUCGCAUUCAGAAAGACCGCGUUUACUACGUCCGCGAAAGCUUAGCAAAUCUUGCGACAUCUGUGAAGCGCGAAGCACUUCUCUCUCUCGGCACGUGUCUUGGAAAAUUCACCAAGACUGGCAAAUUCCGACUUCACGUCACCUCUCUAUCGAUUAUCGCACCGCAUGCGCGCUAUAAGGUUUGGGUGAAGCCCAAUGGUGAAAUGCCUUACCUGUAUGGAGGCAAUGUUUUGAAAGCUCACGUCGGAAGGUGGAGCGAGGACUGCCCGGAACACCAAGGUGUUAUUGUUUUGAACAUGAGCGAUACCCCUCUUGGCUUCGGAGUAUCCGCAAGAUCCACCGCUGAAGCACGCCGAUUGGACCCAACUGGUAUUGUAACGUUUAGACAGGCGGAUAUUGGAGAGUAUCUGAGAGAAGAGGACACUCUCUUCACCACCUGAGCGAUUCCAAUCUGGAUUUGUGUUACGAAUUUUGAGGAUAAGACACAUGGCGACAAUGGCAAUUUAGACAAGCUACCUUGCAAGUCAAAGACAUAUGAGACAAACGCGAUUUAGGAUGCUGGCGGAUCGAUGAAGGAAAGCUUCUGUUCUCGAAUGAGCCAGCCGAUGGGGUUGUUUGGGGGAAUCUAAGGAAGAGCCACUGGCGUUAUAUGUGCCGAUACCAUAAACAUUGAGAUACCCACGCAGUAGAAGGGGAUAGCCUAAGAAUCCACCAUUACCAUAUCUCCGACCUAGCACCACGAACCACGGCAUUCACCCGCUGAAGCUGGUAUGAUUCGC